This is a messenger RNA of Selaginella moellendorffii, 1305 nucleotides long. Its product is annotated as thiamine pyrophosphokinase 3. The record is from RefSeq and is a predicted model, not a curated record. The transcript has 10 exons. Gene Ontology annotation, biological process: thiamine metabolic process; thiamine diphosphate biosynthetic process. Bases 1 to 1248 code for a protein of 415 amino acids. Gene Ontology annotation, molecular function: thiamine diphosphokinase activity; ATP binding; thiamine binding. Lineage: Eukaryota; Viridiplantae; Streptophyta; Lycopodiopsida; Selaginellales; Selaginellaceae.
AUGGCGGGCGGAUCGAAAUCGCAGAGCCGCAAGAAGAAGGUGCGAUCCGGCGAUGCGUCGUCUUACUCACUGGCGCCACUUCCUGGCACUCCCAUUCGCGAGGUUCCUCCUAGCGUCGCGGCAUUUGCUGCUCCAACCGGCAACCAGGUAUCGAAAUCCCAGCUUCGCAAGAAGAGGGUGCGAUCCGGCAAUCCGUCGUCUUCCUCAUUGCCUCCGCAUCCUGGUACUCCGAUUCACGAGGUUCCUCCUAGCAUCGCGGCAUCUGCUGCUCCAACCGGCAAUCAGGUAUCUCGACUGGCCAUUGCCCGUGAGGCUGCGAUCUCCCGCGGAGAGAUUCGCCAGUUGGAGAUGGAGCUGGAGAAACGAACGCUGGCCGCCGUGGGGAGGCUCCAGGAGUAUGACAUCGCUGCGAAGAGGAUGGGAAGAGCCGAGCAAUCGGAUGCGAUUCGCAAGAGACUUCGGGAGAAAGUCCAAGUCUUCGUCUAUUUUGAAAUGGAGCAUUGCAUGGGAGAGCUUCUCAGUGGAUGCGGCGCCCAUAGCUCCGACUGCUCCUACGUGCUUGUGAUCCUCAACUAUCGCCUGCCAUCGCUGGCGGCAUUGCUGUGGCAGAGAGCUAGGUUGCGAAUGUGCGCCGAUGGAGGAGCUAAUCGGCUCUACAACGAGCUUCCGUUGCUGCUGGGACAGGAGGAAUCGAUCGUGAGAGAGAGGUUCAUACCGGAUGCGAUCAUUGGGGAUUUGGACUCCAUUCUCCCGGAAGUGAGGCAGUUCUACGAAUCAAGAGGUACUGCUGUUCUAGACAAAUCUCACGAUCAAGACACGGUAGAUCUUCACAAGUGCAUCUCUUUCGUCGCCGAGACCACCGCAAGUAUCAAUAUGAAGAUUUUGGUGGUGGGAGCGUUGGGUGGAAGAUUUGAUCACGAGAUGGGAAACAUCAACGUACUCUUUUCUUUCAGGAGCUUCCGGAUCAUACUUUUCAACGAUGAGAGUUUGGUCUUUCUGCUUCCCAGAGACGUUCUUCACACCAUCCACGUCUCGCCCGAGCACGAAGGUCCGAAUUGCGGGAUCAUUCCUCUCGGCAGACCCUGCACAGCCACAACCACGGGACUCAAAUGGAACUUGAAUCAAACUUCCAUGGAAUUUGGAGGCCUGGUUAGCACUUCCAACAUGUUCGCGUCGGAUAAAGUCACUGUUUCCUCGGACAGUGAUCUUCUCUGGACCAGCAGCAUCAAACCGCGGAGUAGAACUUGAGUAAGAACUUAGAAAUUUCGUUCGUAUGCUAAUUCUAUCGUUUGCUGUCACCGAGUU